AUGGGGGGCAAAUCUGCAAACAAGGCCGGCUACUUCGACAAGCUGAAGGGCUACCUCGAGGAGUACAAGAGCAUCUUCAUCGUCUCCGUCGACAAUGUCUCGUCGCAGCAGAUGCACGAGAUUCGUCAGGCCAUGCGAGGCGAGGGUGUUGUCCUGAUGGGCAAGAACACCAUGGUCCGCCGUGCGUUGAAGACCUUCAUGGGUGACUACCCCGAGUACGAGCGUCUGCUGCCUCACGUCAAGGGCAACGUCGGCUUUGUCUUCACCAACGCCGACCUCAAGGCCACCCGUGAGAAGAUUCUCUCCAACCGUGUCGCGGCUCCCGCUCGUGCUGGUGCCGUCGCCCCUGCCGAUGUGUACGUCCCGGCCGGAAACACCGGUAUGGAGCCCGGUAAGACUUCUUUCUUCCAGGCUCUCGGUGUCCCCACCAAGAUCGCUCGUGGUACCAUCGAAAUUACCACCGACUUGAAGCUCGUCGAAGCCGGCAACAAGGUCGGAGCCUCCGAGGCCACCCUCCUGAACAUGUUGAACAUCUCUCCCUUCACCUACGGUAUGGGUAUUGCUCAGAUCUACGACAACGGUCAGACCUUUGAGAGCAAUGUUCUCGACAUCGAGGAGUCUCAGCUGCUCAAGGCCUUCAGCUCGGCCAUCAACGCCAUCGCGACCAUCUCGCUCUCGAUCAGCUUCCCUACGUUGCCCUCGAUCAUGCACAGCUUGGUCAACAGCUACAAGAACUUGAUCUCGGUUGCCAUUGAGCUCGAUGAGUUCGAGUGGGAAGCUAUCCACGAGAUCAAGGACCGCAUCCGCAACCCUGACAACUACGCUGCUGCCGCUCCGGUCGCCGCCGCUGCCAGCUCUGACGCGCCUGCGGCUGCCGCGGCCGCACCCAAGGAAGAGGAGAAGGAGGAGUCUGAGGAUGAGGACAUGGGUUUCGGUCUCUUCGACUAA
Dissoconium aciculare CBS 342.82 is the source of this 948-nucleotide messenger RNA. RefSeq lists its product as uncharacterized. The coding region runs from base 1 to 948 and encodes 315 amino acids. The transcript is spliced from 2 exons. The record is from RefSeq and is a predicted model, not a curated record. Gene Ontology annotation, molecular function: large ribosomal subunit rRNA binding; structural constituent of ribosome. Gene Ontology annotation, cellular component: cytosolic large ribosomal subunit. Gene Ontology annotation, biological process: cytoplasmic translation; ribosomal large subunit assembly; ribosome biogenesis. Lineage: Eukaryota; Fungi; Ascomycota; Dothideomycetes; Mycosphaerellales; Dissoconiaceae.